AUGAUGGAGUUUGAGUCCGUUCAAGCAGGAGACGAGAGAUUUGAGGCAGCUAAAGGAAAAGAUGAUGGAGAUCAUCAGUUUUUCAUUGUAACCCUCACAGCUCGUCUGACUGUGAGUCCCAGCAGCUCUCAGUUCUUUAAAGGAGACUUUGUGUCUCUGAGCUGUGAGGAGGACGACAGCUCUGCUGGAUGGACUCUGAGGAGAAACACAAGCAAACAACAGAGGACUCAGUGUGGAGAUGGGUGGGGAGAAGGAGCUGGUUCUUCCUGUAAUAUUAGCUACAUCUUCACAUGGGACAGUGGAGUUUACUGGUGUGAGUCCAGAGAGGGUCCCAUCAGUAACAUGGUUAACCUGACAGUCACUGGUGGAUCAGUGAUCCUGCAGAGUCCUGUCCUCCCUGUGAUGGAGGGAGAUGACGUCACUCUGCUCUGUAAAACAAAGACCACUCCCUCCAACCUCCCAGCUGCUUUCUAUAAAGAUGGCUCCCUCAUCAGGAAGCAGCCUACAGGUCACAUGACCAUCCAGCAUGUUUCCAGGUCUGAUGAAGGCCUCUACAAGUGUGACAUCAGCGGUCAUGGAGAGUCUCCAUCCAGCUGGAUCACUGUCACAGACAAACACACCACCACACCUCCACCUACAUCCACACCUCCACCUACAUCCACCUCUCCUCCUGAUUUCUCCUGUGUCCCUCUAUCACUCUUUUCUCUUGUCCUCACUGUGUCAGUUAUUAGUUCAGUCUGUGUUCUGGUUCUUUUGGUGUUACUGGUUCUGCUGGUGAGACGACAAGUUCAAAGGAAAACUGAAAGGGAGGAGUUGGAGAUGAUGACAUCACGUACAGCAAAGGCUCAAGUCAUCAACAACAGCCAAUCAGAGGAAGCAGAGAAAGUCAUCCAGCUGUUGUCCUCUCAGCCCUGAGAACUGAAGACAUCAGUUAUGGACAAACAGCUGUGUGACCGAACAGGCCCUGAGACUUUAAAACAGAGCCAGACGUCGUCUACUCCUCACUGAACUAGUCCACCAGUCCAACCACUGACAUCCAGCUGCUGGUCUCUAACUGGUCCACACAGCCACACAAUGUUGAUUUGCAUAUAUUCUGUAGUGUCUUCUCAUCAUAAUAUACACUCUCAGUGUUUGUAUGAGUGUAUGUUGUAUAACUAAAAUAUGAAUGUCAUGUGUACAGCAGUGUCCUGCCUUCUCUGCAGCAUCAAUAAACUUUGCUGUCACAUGUUGUUCCUGUCGUGUGGUUCAGUGGGUUUCAGAAGUAUUGCUGAUGGAAAAUUCUGUGUUGUGGUUCUGCUGGUGUUACUGGUUCUGCUGGUGAGACAACAUGUUCAAAGGAAAUCUGAAGGGGAGAAGGUGGAGAUGAUGACAUCAUGUUCAGUGAUAGCAAAAGCUGAAGUCAACAACAGCCAAUCAGAGGAAGCAGAGCGUCGUUCCAGAUCAUACUCCAUAUCAGU
Molecule: messenger RNA, 1457 nt
Organism: Pelmatolapia mariae (spotted tilapia)
Lineage: Eukaryota; Metazoa; Chordata; Actinopteri; Cichliformes; Cichlidae
Product: low affinity immunoglobulin gamma Fc region receptor II-like
Exons: 10
Coding region: 1-915 (304 amino acids)
Biological process (GO): cell surface receptor signaling pathway
Cellular component (GO): plasma membrane
Molecular function (GO): transmembrane signaling receptor activity
Source: RefSeq, a predicted model, not a curated record